GGGUUUGAUUCUGCACCGAUCAGCCUUCCUUCCCUGGUUUGGUAUAACUCCCAGCUCCGCAAUGAAGCGAGUCUCCGUUCCCAUCCUCUUUCUUACCGUCUUCUUGUUGCUGUCUGUGGCAUUUGCACGCCAAUUAGGCGAAAAACAAUACUACCAUGUAGAUCAGUGGGGUGGAGGGCCAGGUUGGGGUGGAGGGCCGGGCUGGGGCGGCCGCCCUGGCUGGGGUGGUGGUCCUGGCUGGGGCCGACCAGGCUGGGGUGGCGGUCCAGGCUGGGGUGGCGGCCCUGGCUGGGGUGGCUGCCGAUACCGCUGCUACUACGGUCGGUGCUGUUCCGCCGCAGAGUUUGCUGAGUUUGUACAAUCCCAAGGCAUUCCGCAGGAGUGAUCAAGCGUCGGAUACCUCUAAGUAAUAAAUAAUGUUGGCCAUGUGAACCAUCAGCAUGUGUUGAAUGUACUUCUACAAUGGAAAGGUAGAUUAAGAGGAUAGCGGGGAGCAUCAUGUUGUUGUCUGUUUUAUGUAAUGGAGGAACCAAAAACUUGUAUGUUCACAUGCUCGGUUUGUGCUUUCUUAAAUGUGCAAUGAAAUGCUAUGCAAUAUCAUUACACCA
Messenger RNA from Nymphaea colorata (pocket water lily), 608 nucleotides. Its product is annotated as glycine-rich cell wall structural protein-like. NCBI's taxonomy places the organism in Eukaryota, Viridiplantae, Streptophyta, Magnoliopsida, Nymphaeales, Nymphaeaceae. The record is from RefSeq and is a predicted model, not a curated record. The transcript is spliced from 2 exons. Bases 62 to 385 code for a protein of 107 amino acids.